This is a messenger RNA of Penicillium macrosclerotiorum, 660 nucleotides long. Its product is annotated as GNAT family N-acetyltransferase. The coding region runs from base 1 to 660 and encodes 219 amino acids. Gene Ontology annotation, molecular function: acyltransferase activity, transferring groups other than amino-acyl groups. The transcript is spliced from 4 exons. The record is from RefSeq and is a predicted model, not a curated record. NCBI's taxonomy places the organism in Eukaryota, Fungi, Ascomycota, Eurotiomycetes, Eurotiales, Aspergillaceae.
AUGUCCAUUGAUAUCGUUCCUUUGGCGAACGCCGAUAUCUCCGGUGCUGUAGAGUGUGUUCAAAAGGCUUUUGCCGACGAUCCCUACUUCCGAUGGGCGUUCAAUAAUCCAUCAAAGUUUAAUGUCCAGAGGAAUGCGGCCUCCCUCGCGGCCCAUUUCCAGUAUGGUAUCAACUGUGGUUGUCCCAUAUCUGUUGCAAAAGUGAGCCAGGCUGCCGGGGACCGAAAGACCGACCAUGCACUCGAACUUCCACAAGGUAGCAUCGUCGGCGUCAGCUGGUGGUAUCCACCGCAGCCAGCCUACAUUCCCCAGACAUGGUCAGUCUGGGCGCAAGACUGGCUCCUCUCCUUCCGACAGCUCUUAAAUAACAUCCGCUUCUUGGGUCGCGGGGGCUCAAUGCCCCACGAUACUGGAUCUGGAAGAAUCAGUGUGAGCUCUGAAGCUCGCGGCAUGGGAGUGGGGAAGCGAUUGAUGGAGAGUGUCAUGGCGAAAGCAGAUCAAGAGAACAUGCCAUGCUAUCUGGAAAGCUCUAAGGGGCAGCCAAAUGUGACUAUCUACGAAAAGAUGGGAUUUCAACUGGUUAAGGAAAUUGAAUGCGCUGAAGGUGGAGAUGUCUGCAGGCUCUAUUGCAUGAUUCGGAAUCCCAAAUCCAAGAAUUAA